Toxorhynchites rutilus septentrionalis is the source of this 1212-nucleotide messenger RNA. RefSeq lists its product as uncharacterized. Gene Ontology annotation, molecular function: nucleic acid binding. The transcript has a single exon. NCBI's taxonomy places the organism in Eukaryota, Metazoa, Arthropoda, Insecta, Diptera, Culicidae. The record is from RefSeq and is a predicted model, not a curated record. The coding region runs from base 1 to 1212 and encodes 403 amino acids.
AUGUUCGUCCAACAACUUUGGGCCAAAAACAUCUCAUGGGACGAAGAACUUUCUCCAAAAGACAGUGAGUGGUGGAUGGAAUUUCGAAAAGAGCUGGGCCUCCUCAAACAGCUUGAUAUUCCUCGUCGUGUUCUAUCAAAUCCAGACCGCAACUACCAGCUCCACUGUUUUUGUGACGCCUCUGAAAAGGGCUAUGGCUGCUGUGUUUAUGUCGUUGGUCCUGAUGGAGAGGAGCAUCUUACCAGCCAUCUUUUGGUUACCAAGGCUCGAGUUACCCCAUUGCGCGGAUUGUCGGUGCCACGUCUCGAGCUCUGUGCAGCGGUGGUUGGAAGUCAAUUGGUGAACAAAUUACGAAAUGAGACGGACUUCUCGGGACCAGUUACCUUUUGGACAGAUUCGACAGUAGUGCUGUAUUGGCUUCGUGCUCCGCCGUCCAAUUGGAAAGUGUUUACCUCUAACCGUAUCGCCGAGGUGCAACGACUCACCAAGGGUUCCGAAUGGCGACAUGUUCCAACGGAACACAACCCAGCUAAUCGCAUUUCACGUGGGAUACGCCCUAGUCAAUUAAGGGAAGAUAUCCUAUGGUGGUAUGGGCCACAAUUUCUCAAGCAUCCGGUUACCUGCUGGCCUGAAGCACUGCCUAACUCUACGCCCUCUCGGAUCUCGGAAGUAAAUUCCGAAGCACGCCAAAUUGUCGCAUUAAGCUGCCUGGAGGUCGAUGAUUCUAUUAUCUCCAAAUUUUCCGACCUGGGGAAGCUCUUGAGAACAGUCGCAUGGUGCAAGCGAUUCUCUUACAAUAUACGAAGGGAGGCUAAGGAACGUACCAUUGGCAGACUGACUCCAGCAGAAAUCGAAGGGGCUCUCAAAUCACUUAUUCGCUUGGCACAGGUAACUACUUUUUCCAGUGAAAUAAAUCAAUUAACUACUAAAAAUCAGGAUUUCAAACGUGAUGUCGUCAGUGAUUCUAAAUCGCCUCUUAAGAAUCUCAAUAUUUUCCUCAAUGACAAUGGGUUACUUCGCCUGGAUGGUCGUUUGGCAAACAUGGAUGGUUCAUAUGAUACAAAGUUCCCCUUGUUGCUCCCGGCAAAACAUCAUUUGAGCUGGUUAAUUGCUCGAUCAUUGCAUCUACGUACUGCGCACUCAGGGCCAUCACUACUGCUUUCAACGAUUCUGGCCUUUACGGGGGAGGCAAUUAGUGCGUCGAAUCGUUAG